AUGCAAUCGAAUUCAUGGCGAACAAAGGUGUGGCCUAAUCGCCGAUUAAUGCUCAAUAAUUGUUUACUAUUUCUCGGAUUUUUCUUUACGAUUACAUUCGUUCGUACGACCUAUUUUCAACCUGCUGACUCCUACUCCUAUAAUCUUCAAUCGUCCAUCUCGUACAAAACCUUCUUUCAACACUUACAAUCAUAUUCGUAUCCUGUAUCGUGUCAAAAACUUUUCGAAAGUGAUCCAAAUGAAAUUGAGCGCGCAAACAAUCUCUUACGCAACAAAACGAACUCAUAUCCUGCAAUUUCGAACGAGAAAUAUCAUGUACCGAAAAGUCUAUGUAUUAAUUAUCGCUCCGAACGUUUCAAUCAACCCUUCCAUUACCGAGAUUCAUCAAUCAAUCAACAAUUUCCGAUAGCAUUUACUAUUUUACUACAUGACAACGUCGAACAAUUCGAACGUCUCUUACGUCUGAUCUAUCGUCCACAAAAUAUCUAUUGUAUUCAUGUUGAUAGUGGUGCAGAAAGAACGGUUUUCGAAUCUGUGCGAUCUAUUGCCAAUUGUUUCGAUAAUAUUUUCCUAACAAACAAACGUGAACGAGUCCUUUAUGCAACUUUCCGGCGCUUACAGGCGGACUUGAAUUGCAUGGAAGAUCUAUUGAAAUACCCAUCGUGGAAAUAUUUGUUAAAUAUCGCCGGUUCAGAACUACCGUUGAGAACCAAUAGCGAAUUGGUGAAAAUUCUGUCGAUUUACCGAGGAUUCAAUGAUAUUGAAGGCAUAUGGAGAAAUAGAAACGUGCAUCGAUUUGAAUAUGUUUUUAAGUACAAUAAUAAUACGCGUGGAACACAUGAAUCUUAUAUCAGCAGAACAGACGAAAGAAAGAAACCACCUCCGCACAAUAUUUCAAUUUUCAAAGGAUCUGCUUAUGGUGUAUUUUCUCGUGGAUUUGUCAAUUACAUACAAACAAAUCCAAUUGCUAAAGAUCUGUUGAAUUGGUCACAGGAUACUUACAGCCCUGACGAACAUGUUUGGGCAACAUUAAACUAUAAUACACAUUUAAAAGUUCCCGGUGGAUCUAAAGCACAAACUGACCCUGCCAAAUGGACAGGCCGGUUCUGUAAUUGGGGUGAAUACCAAUGUCAUGGUACUAUCAUACGUGGUAUAUGUGUAUUUGGUACCGCUGAUUUACCAUUACUAGCUGGUCGUCAUGAGUUGAUUGCCAAUAAAUUCUAUCUCAAAGUCGAUCCCAUUGCUUACCAAUGUUUCGAAGAGCUUCUUGUCAAUCGCUCGAAAUUUCAAUUACCAUUAGCUAAUGCACAAAUAUAUCGUCAAAUGUCUUUUUUAUCAUCUCCGUAA
Messenger RNA from Adineta ricciae, 1347 nucleotides. The record is from the annotation of a GenBank genome assembly. Lineage: Eukaryota; Metazoa; Rotifera; Eurotatoria; Adinetida; Adinetidae.